UCAGACGAUCAAGUGCGGCGGUCGAGUCGAGAAGUCUCUCUGUCAAAUGAAAAUGGGGUCCAAAACGGAAACAGAAAUUCUCAAAUAUUCUAUGUCAGAAGACGAUCCUAAUUCUAAUAUACAGUAUAAGGAAGAAAAUGACCUUGCUGUAAAACCUCGUUGGGGACCAUCACAUGCUGGGGCAAAGGAGUUAGCUAGUCAGUACACUGCUGGUAAAAGAAAACAAGAAACAGUCUGUUUAGUUAUCAGUAUUGGAUUAUUUAUAUAUAAUUUCAUCAAUUUAUUAUGGACAUUCCAGCUAUGUAAUAUAUACACGAUGAUAAUAUCUGCAUUGUUGGGUAUUGUGACAGCUGAUUUUUUAAGUGGUUUAGUUCACUGGGGAGCAGAUACAUGGGGUUCUGUGGACUUACCAGUCAUUGGUAAAUCUUUAUUACGUCCAUUUAGAGAACAUCAUAUAGAUCCUACAUCUAUAACUAGGCAUGAUUUUAUAGAAACUAAUGGUGAUAAUUUUGCUGUUGUUAUCCCUGGGUUGGCAUACAUAGCCUAUGGAUUUAUGUUUAGAAGUAAUGAAGAAAUACAAGCACAGUCCUCUUUGUAUUGGUAUAUAUUUUUAUUGGCGGUAUUUAUAAGUAUUACUAAUCAGUGUCAUAAAUGGUCUCAUACCUACUUUGGUUUACCACGCUAUAUAACAAUAUUCCAAGAUCUUCAUAUUAUCUUACCCAGAAAACAUCACAGAAUACAUCAUGUGGCACCACAUGAGACAUACUUUUGUAUCACAACAGGUUGGCUCAAUUACCCAUUAGAACUAAUUAAAUUCUGGCCAAUGUUAGAAAAUAUUAUAGAAAGAUACACUGGUUGUAAACCUCGGGAUGAUGACUUUAAAUGGGCCAAGAAGACUGAAUAAAGCUACAAUUCUUAAUAUUUAUUUUUUUACCUCCUGAGCUACUUUUUUGAUGUAGUUGUAACGAACAUAAUAGAGCUUUAUAUUUGUGAAAUUCUCAGAGCUGUGAACAAAACUGUAAAUAUAACAUGUGUCUAUGCUUCAAUCCUUCCUGUCUUUAAUGGUCUUCUUGUAUAAGAUUUUUAUAACAAAUUCCAUGACAUAUUUAAAUAUUGCUAUUGAUAUAUAAUUUGCUAUUUUAAAAAGCUUACAUCAUCAUGGUAACAAGUUAUCACCAGUGAUAUUCAUUUCUUUAUAAGAAAAUUUGCUUGCAUGAGAUUAUGCUUGACAUCACAGAGUAUUUUUUUUUUUAAAUCUAAAAUGAUGUCAACGGGCUGAUUAAAUGAACCUGUGUUAGCUUUUAUGGAUAAGUUUGUAAGGGGCAUAACUCUUAUAUAUGGGGAAUGUCUUCCAAGUACAGCUUGCAACUGAUCUGCUAUCACAUUAUCAUAAAAUAUUUUUAUUAAAUAAUAGUUGUUUUGGAGUGAUGCUGCCAUGCUGGGUUAUUAGAUGUUACAUGUUUUAUUACGAUGUUAUGGUUGUUUUUAAGAGUCUACUCGAACUUGUGUGAUAAUUGUUUAUAUCAUUAGCUUCCAUACUCCUGGACACAGGAGUAGGUGUAAUCUAUUAGACUUUGCAUGAUCUGUUAAGCAAUGGUAAUGAUGAAUUUAUGUUGACACUACAACCAAAAGGAAUUUUAAAAAAUAUGUUGAUUGCUUUUGAUAUGUCAACAUAGAAACAUACAUUGUAGUUGUAUAUUUCUUUCCCCCCCCCCCCCUUUGUCGGUAAUUUAUCGCGAACACUCUGCAAUUAUAUAUGUUGUCUACAUUAGUGAGAGAAGGCAUUUAUUGAAUUUCAAGGAAGUCUGAUUAUAACUUUCAAUCACACAUUAAAGUUAACAUCUGAUGAGUUUGUAAUAAUUAUUGAAAUUGAGAAGCCUGUCGAAUUGGUAUGAAAGUUGCUGUUUAUAUUGCAAGUGUGUUAUCAUUCAUAUAAUUUAACCAAGUUCAUUUUUAUGUGUAGAUAUAGAGAUAGAUUUGUCAUUUCAACACUUUUCUAUGUUUUUAAUAUAUUUUUAAAGACUGUAUAAAUUACUAAUAGCUUGUCACAAUCACUUAUACAAAACUUUAUGUACAUUUUUUAAAAUAUCUUAUUUCCUUUUUAUGGUAAAUUAGGGUAAACAUAUAUAAUAUACCAUAGUUUGUCAUGUCUCCCGACAUUUGUUUAUUGUAGUAUUUAUUUUGAAUUGAAUAAAUUGUUUGUAUUAUUAGUUAUAUCAGUUCUUCAGUCCAGAAUCUUUUGUCCUGGAGUAUUAUUAUAAUCUAGACAUUUUGUGCCUUAUAUCAAAAUCAAAAAAUUAAAGUAACUUACAUCAAUAUACACAGAUAAGAGUUACAAAUUUAUGACUUAGUUACAAGAAAAUCAUAUGACAAUCUAGCAUUAUUGUAUCCAAAAUUAUGAUUAGGAAUAAUGUAAAUCUUAACUUUAAAUACAAAUAAUCACUGAUAACACAUCCUUCAUUAUUUAGACCUGUCUUCAAGGUAUGUCUAUAUCUGUCAUAGAGUAGUUUAACCCUAUUUCCCCACAAUAUGCUUGGAUGUUGAUUUUUGUCCUGCAGUAAUACUAUAUUUUAUAUAUAUAUAUAUAUGUGUAGUUUAUAAGUCAUUUUGUUGUGUUACUGUUUUGCUAUGAUAUAUAUAUUAUUUUCAGAUUGUUAUAUUGUCAGGUCAAAUUGUAAAUUAUUUCAAUCAAUCAUAAUUUGAUGUUAAUAAAAUGUCCCAAGUA
Messenger RNA from Patella vulgata (common limpet), 2725 nucleotides. RefSeq names its product plasmanylethanolamine desaturase. Lineage: Eukaryota; Metazoa; Mollusca; Gastropoda; Patellidae. Bases 47 to 904 code for a protein of 285 amino acids. Gene Ontology annotation, molecular function: oxidoreductase activity. The transcript is spliced from 5 exons. The record is from RefSeq and is a predicted model, not a curated record.